Humulus lupulus (European hop) is the source of this 1084-nucleotide messenger RNA. RefSeq names its product regulatory-associated protein of TOR 1-like. The record is from RefSeq and is a predicted model, not a curated record. Lineage: Eukaryota; Viridiplantae; Streptophyta; Magnoliopsida; Rosales; Cannabaceae. Gene Ontology annotation, biological process: regulation of autophagy; TOR signaling; cellular response to starvation. Gene Ontology annotation, molecular function: protein-macromolecule adaptor activity. The coding region runs from base 575 to 1084 and encodes 169 amino acids. Gene Ontology annotation, cellular component: cytoplasm; TORC1 complex. The transcript is spliced from 4 exons.
UGUUCAUCGGUUGAAUUAUUUUUAGUUAUGGUUUCUCGAUUAAGGAAGGGUUGAUAGAUCUCUUCUUGAGCUGUUGGUUCUGUUUAUUGAGGCCUUUUCGAUUUGAAUGGCAUUGGGGGAUUUGAUGGCCUCCAGGUUUUCGCAAUCUUCGGUGGCGGUUGUUUCGAAACAGUUGGAAGAAGAGUACGUUUCGAGCCAUGCUGAUGUUGAUUUAAGUUCCCAGAGAAUGGAUUCGGAGACUGCUAGUAGUAGUUAUGGCAAUGGCACGAUUGCCACUACCACGAGUAUAGCUUAUUUGCCUCAAACAGUGGUUUUGUGUGAAUUUCGGCAUGAGGCUUGUCUUCCCAUCGGUCCAUCAGAUAGUGGUUUAGUCUCGAAAUGGCGACCUAAAGAUGAGUUUACUCUUAUCUUUUCAACUAAUUUCAUUUAUUUCUCUUAAUUGUUUGUUGAAAUGGGGUUUUGUGAUGUACCUUCAUCAAUUUGAAAUUCAGUUGAUAUAUAACAUUGGUUGUGCCAAAUUGUGAGUAGAAUAACUACUAGUUUUUGUAAUCCUUUGCUUGCAGAUCCUUUUUCAAUGGCACUGCAGAAAGCUCUUAAAACAAUUGGGAAAAAUUUGAGUGCUCAGUAUGAAAGGUGGCAACCAAGGGCACGAUAUAAGGUCCAGCCUGAUCCUACUUUGGAUGAAGUGAAGAAACUUUGUAAUACAUGUCGCCGAUAUGCCAAGUCUGAGAGGGUCCUAUUUCAUUAUAAUGGCCAUGGUGUGCCUAAGCCGACUUCUAGUGGUGAAAUUUGGGUUUUCAAUAAGAGUUAUACACAGUAUAUCCCUUUGCCAAUCAGUGACCUUGAUUCCUGGUUGAAGACACCCUCCAUAUAUGUUUUUGAUUGCUCUACGGCUAGGAAUAUUGUGAAUGCUUUUAUUGAGCUUCAUGAUUGGGUUGCUUCUAGCUCCUCUGGAUCCACAAGGGAUUGCAUUCUACUUGAAGCAUAUGAAGCACAUGAGACUCUUCCACAAAGUGUUGAAUUUCCUACAGAUGUGUUUACGUCUUGUGUCACAACACCUAUUAAGAUGGCUUUGAGAUGGUGA